AUGGUUCUGGCAAAGUCAAAGAAGUCGGUCGGACUGGGCAACACCCUCAUGAACGAUCGCUUCGGCAAAGGCAAAGGAACCGAUAGAAAGCGAACUUCUGCCAUCACCAGAACAAACCACGCCACAGGCGAGCAAUAUCUCGUCAACGAGAAGAAGGAUGCUUCUUGGGUCAAGAUGCGCUCCGUCACGGAGCAGGGCGAUCUUGACGAGUUUUUGGCCACCGCUGAGUUGGCUGGUACCGAUUUUACUGCUGAGAAGACCAACAAUGUCAAGAUUAUCCACACAGACCAAAAGAACCCCUACCUUUUGUCGGCGAACGAGGAGCGAGAUGUUCUUGGAAAGCACAAGCAGCACAAGGGUCGUUUGACCGUGCCCCGAAGACCCCAGUGGGAUUCCACAACGACUCCCGAUGAGCUGGACACCCGAGAGCGAGAGAGCUUCUUGAACUGGAGGCGCGGCUUGGCCGAGUUGCAAGAGAACAACGAUCUUCUUAUGACACCGUUUGAGCGAAACUUGGAGGUCUGGAGACAGCUCUGGCGAGUUAUUGAACGAUCGGACCUUAUUGUUCAGAUUGUCGAUGCCAGAAACCCCCUACUGUUCCGUUCUGAGGAUCUCGAAGAUUAUGUCAAGGAUGUUGAUCCCAAGAAGGAGAACCUUCUUCUAAUCAACAAGGCAGACAUGAUGACACCCAAGCAGCGUAAGGCUUGGGCAAAGCACUUAAAAGAGGCAGGCAUCGCCUACCGUUUCUUCUCAGCCGAGCUGGCCAAGGCAGAGAACGAGCUGAGAGAUCUUGUCGACUCGGACGAGUCGCCUGCUGGUCCUUCAUCAGAGAAGGUCGAGGAGGGAGAGGGAAGCGCUCAACAAGAGCAGGAGGGUGCUCCUUUGAAUGAGGAGCCAGCCCAGGAGACUCAGAUUGAUGGAGAGGCCAAGGCAGCUGAGGAGGCGGAUGAUAUCGACACACAGAUUCUCACAGUCGAGGAGUUGGAAGACAUCUUCCUAAAACAUGCCCCCGCAGACGCAGGCGCAGAUUAUAAGUUGCAAGUCGGUCUGGUUGGUUACCCCAACGUCGGUAAAUCGUCCACCAUCAACGCCCUCAUCGGCGCAAAGAAGGUCUCCGUCUCUUCGACACCUGGAAAGACCAAACAUUUCCAGACAAUCCACCUGAGCGAACGUGUCAUCCUCUGUGAUUGUCCCGGUCUUGUCUUCCCCAACUUUGCCACCACAAAGGCCGAUCUGGUCUGCAACGGUAUUCUUCCCAUUGACCAGCUUCGCGAGUUCACAGGCCCUGUCGGUCUUGUCACUCAGCGAAUUCCUCAGCCUUUCCUCGAGGCUAUUUACGGUAUUCACAUCCGUACCCGAGUCGCUGAAGAGGGUGGUACUGGUAUCCCUACUGCCCCUGAGCUUCUCCGCGCAUAUGCUCGUGCCCGUGGUUUCCAGACCCAGGGUCUCGGUCAACCUGAUGAGUCUCGUGCCGCUCGUUACAUCCUUAAGGAUUACGUGAGCGGUAAGUUGCUGUUCGUUUCACCGCCUCCUGGAAUUGACAACGCUGCCGACUUCAACCGUGGACUCUACGACGAGGACCAUCUUCCUGAGAAGCGACGUGCUGCCCUAAGCGCCGCUAUGGAUCAGCUUUCUGUUGCCGACCCAGCCAGCAGCGAGCCUUUCCUGGCCAUGGAGGACGAUGCCGUUGACCUCGCCUCAACCGUUGACGUUCCCAUGCCUGCCGGUCCCAAGUCAAAGAAGAUCGACAAGGGCUUCUUCGGACCCAACAGCUCUCAAGGCCAUGUCAGCAAGCCCUUCAACUACCAGUACACCCAGCAGGGCAAAGAAGAUUCUCUAGCUGGUAGGCACCUGUCCGGCCGCAAGGCACGCGUAGCUGUCGCUCUCGAGAACGGAGUUAACCCCGAUGAGGUUCAAAUCGGAUCAAGCAAGAAGCACUUCAAGGGUGGUCCUAGUGGUGGAGCACCUAAACGCCGUACUGCCCGCCGACAAGCACACGAGGAUGACGACUAA
Messenger RNA from Fusarium sp. VM40, 2013 nucleotides. Lineage: Eukaryota; Fungi; Ascomycota; Sordariomycetes; Hypocreales; Nectriaceae. The record is from the annotation of a GenBank genome assembly.